This is a messenger RNA of Ruditapes philippinarum (Manila clam), 972 nucleotides long. RefSeq names its product armadillo repeat-containing protein 1-like. The transcript has 9 exons. Lineage: Eukaryota; Metazoa; Mollusca; Bivalvia; Venerida; Veneridae. Bases 140 to 967 code for a protein of 275 amino acids. Gene Ontology annotation, molecular function: metal ion binding. The record is from RefSeq and is a predicted model, not a curated record.
CGGUUUUCUGAGAAGCCAAUCAAAACGCUCCUCGCAACAUACAACCAAUAGCGUGGGUUUAUACAAAAUUUAAGAAAACUCGCUGUACAAAAAUUGCAUUUGUUGACAAUUUUACAUUAAGUAAAGAAAGACUUCCAAUAUGGUAUCGUGUGAAGCAAUGCAAGCUAUGAAGAUGAUGGCAAUGGAUGAGAAGAAAAGGUCUAUCCUUGUCAAGGACACAACAUGCAUUGGUGGCCUGGUGCUGGUGUUGUCAAAUCCAGAUGAAAAUGUUGUCAAACUUGCUUUAGAGACAAUACAUCUCUUAGCUGAAACAGUUGAGAAUAGACCAUUAUUGAGAGGUUUUAUUGGUAUGAUGGAACAACUAGAGUCUCUCAUUGACAGAAAAGACUGCGGUGAAGUUGAAAGUUUGGCUAAAGAUGUAUACAUGAAGCUUAAGCAGGACACUCAAAUUACUCCUCUCAAAGACAGUUUCAACACUUCAGGAAAUGUAUCUAGAAGAAGCAGUAUGCAGAAGUUGUUACAGGGAGGGUACAAGAACUCUAAGAUCAUCAUAUUGCAGCUUAAAGGACUUCUCAAUAAGUGUGACAGAGAUGUUUGCAUGAGGUUGCUCCUUCAAGUAAAAGGUGUUAUAAGCAUCACAUUUGACAUGAACAAAAAAAGGUGUAUUGUGCGGUCAAAACUGGAUGUUCGUCCAGAGAGUUUGGUGAAGGCUAUCACAAAAACACAGUCUAUCUACGCACAGCAGGUUGUGAAAAAUGAUUCUGGAGAAGAGAUGUUUCUCUCAUUUGGUCACCACAGUGAUAAAUUUAACAAAGAGAAUGACUCGAAACUCCCUGAUUAUCUCCCUGACGAUGAAGAAUUACAGCCCGUAGAUGACAAAGCUUUAUCACGAAACAAACCAGACUCUACAUCUGGUGGCUGGCUGAGCUCCGCGGCUAAUUUCCUCGCUAACUCCUUCUAUUGGUGAUGUAA